AUGGAGGUUUUGGAUGGUUAUAACGAGUCUUGCGUGACCUCUCUCCUUACCGCCAUCGAAGGGACAGUUACGGCUACGGCUCUGCCGAGCAUAGCCCGCAAUUUGGAUUCUAGGGAGCUAUAUGUGUGGUUUGUGAACGCCAUAUUUCUGUCCAGCGCAGUAGUGCAGCCGCUCUUCGGGCAGCUAGCCGACGUAUUCGGCCGAAGAUGGCCCUGCAUAUUCUCCGUCGCCGUUUUCGCACUCGGUAGCGGUAUCGCAGGCGGAUCCAAUUCGGCGAGCAUGCUCAUCGGCGGACGAACCCUGCAGGGGAUCGGCCUCGGCGAUGUGAACAUGCUCAUAGACAUUAUCGUCUGCGAUCUUGUUCCACAAAGAAAGCGUGGAAAUAUCAUGGGAGUAAUCUUCGCUGUUUUCGCUGCCGGAUCAUCCCUUGGCCCGUUUAUUGGUGGAAUACUGGUCGAUCAUUCUUCCUGGCGUUGGGUCUUCUAUCUCGGGCUACCUGUCUCUGGGGUUGCGCUGCUCUUGCUUAUUCUUUUUCUCCAAGUGAAUUACGAGAAAGAGGCAACUAUGAUGACAAAGCUAAAGCGUCUGGAUUAUAUCGGGAACGCCAUCCUCGUAACCUCAAUGGUUUCUAUCCUGAUCGCGCUGACCUACGGAGGCACUCUACGAUCAUGGUCAUCCUGGCGAACCAUCCUUCCUUUGGUCCUAGGUCUUUUUGGCAUGAAAGAGCCCGUUAUGCCUCCAAGGUUAUUUAAGAACCGAACUUCGGCGAUCGCAUUUGUCUUGGUCUUCCUGCACGGCAUGAUUCUCUACUGGGUUACCUACUUUCUUCCAGUGUUCUUUCAGAGUAUACUGCUGAGUAGCCCCACCCGGUCCGGAGUGCAAUUUUUACCUACAGCCAUUGUGGUUAUACCCUUCGCUGUCAUCGCUGGUGGCCUUGUUACCUCAACCGGUCGGUAUAAGCCUUUGUGUAUUAUCGGAUUUAGCCUACAAAGUCUAAGCGUCGGGCUUUUCACCACCCUCAACUCUUCCUCCUCUACCGCGAAAUGGGCCAUCUUUCAAAUCAUUAGUGCCGCUGGAAUUGGCCUCGUGACUACAUCUAUCCUUCCUGCGGUUCAGGUGGGGCUUCCUGAAAGCGAUAUUGCGCCAUCAACCGCGACUUGGGGCUUCCUCCGCAGCCUUGGGUCUAUAUGGGGCGUCCCCAUACCUGCUACGGUCUUCAAUAACCAGUUCGAACGCUCGUCCGGACAGGUCAGCGAUGUUGACGUGCAGAAUAUGCUCCACAACGGAUUCGCUUACGAAAAAGCGCGCGUCUGGCAGAUAUCUACCAUAUUCGCCUGUUUCGGAUUCGUCGCUGCGUGGGGUAUGAGAGAGUCGAAGUUGAAGAAGUCUCUGGAAACGGAAUUUGGUAUGAAGAAGGACGAGAAGUAA
Molecule: messenger RNA, 1428 nt
Organism: Trematosphaeria pertusa
Lineage: Eukaryota; Fungi; Ascomycota; Dothideomycetes; Pleosporales; Trematosphaeriaceae
Product: MFS general substrate transporter
Exons: 4
Coding region: 1-1428 (475 amino acids)
Biological process (GO): transmembrane transport
Molecular function (GO): transmembrane transporter activity
Source: RefSeq, a predicted model, not a curated record